UCCCAGUAAUCACUCCUUGUAUUAUGUUCUUUUCAAAAAUUGUUCCCUGUACCUUUUUGCCUUCAAUUUUAUGUAUUUUGGCAGCUUUUUGUUGUUUUUUUCCAUUUUUGCUAAAUAUCAUUAAUGAUCAUUAAUUACUUUGCACUUUUGACAUCCCCUACCAGUUUACUGCUUUAGUUAACUAAAUUGACCAAAUGAAGCACCAUCUUGAUCCAGCUUCCAGAAUAACUUCUAUUCUUCGAUACUAUCUCUAUCUUCAGCUCAACUUUGCUAAAUAUCUGUACAUUCCGACAUAGACAUUCACAGUCUGGCCACACCCAAAGCACCUCCAAAGGGACAACACGCUUUGGUGCGUCCGCCUUCAGAUAAAACCAAGACAUUUACACUGAAGAUUUGCUUGAUAAGUCUGUGUGUGCUGACUGGCUGAGGACAUCAUUUGGGUAUUUGAGGGAUUCUCGACUGUAGUUUAGUAACGUUAUAGAAAAAUAGAUAUAACUUAAUUUGAAACGCAAAAAUGACGGAAGAUCAUGACUGGGACGAAGAUUUGGAAGAAGCAGACGCCGCGAUAGCAAGAGUCUUCCAGCACUUGAAUGUCCACAAACAGCAUACUGAUGAAUCAGGUCGUAAUUCUGAAGUACGGCCAUCAAAUGAAAGAGUGGACUUCGUUGCAUUGCCCUGUGGUCAUCGAAUGCCGACAGACUAUGUUGUUGCUUGGUUCAAGUAUUAUCUUAAACAGAAAAAGACUGCGUUUUCUUGCCCUCGCAAAUCCUGCAGUGUGAAUCUCUCUUAUCAGGACAUCUGUCAGCUGAUACCACUGACAGACAAACAAAGGGAAUUCCUUGAGGAGAAUCUCGCUCUACUUGUUGCUAGAAGACUGUUUGACUUUAAAGCCUGUCCCGGAUGUCAGUCUAACGUGGAAAGACGAGAUCGAGGUAACCUGUGUGUAAACUGCACUAUCUGCACGGCCAACCUGAAACGAAAUUACUACUUCUGCUGGAACUGCCGCAGGGAAUGGAAGGGGCCGACCAAUAAUGCUGUGCGGUGUGAAAAUAAUAACUGUGGACAGAGAGUGAGAACUUCAGAUCCACUUACACCAUGCACGCCUGAGUUUAAAAAGAAAAUGCUUCAAGAAAAGGGAGAUGAUAUAUACCCAGUAAAAGACAAAUCCACGGACAGGAAACGUUUGGCACUGCUUAUCAACAAUGUCGAAUUUAGAAACUUAAAUGACAGGGCUGGGGCAGACAAGGAUGAGGUGAAUAUGGAGGUGCUGCUUAAAGCUCUGGGUUACACUGUGAUCACACUCAGAGACCUCAGUGCACAGGGUAUGCAUGCUGCCUUGCGAGACUUCGCCCAGCGAGAGGAACACGUUAAAUCGGACAGCUGCUUUGUGGUGUUGAUGUCCCAUGGAGACUCCCGUGGAAUCUGUGGGGUUUUUGACUCUUUCGAUAAUGAAGAUGAAGAAGACGUUCUUCAAGCAGAUGAAAUUUUUAAUAGCUUGAACACUCCAAACUGUGCUGGAUUGCUGGACAAGCCAAAAAUCAUCCUCAUCCAGGCGUGUAGGGGUGAGCCUCAUCCAUUUCAAGCACCAAUCUUUGCCAAAUGCCCUCAUAUUAUAGAUGAAGAAGGCAGUGUGUAUGUCCAGGACGCUGUGCCGACACGCAAAAGAGCAAAAGAGCACCGUGAAAAAGACUUCUGCUGCCUGAGAUCCUGUACUCCAGAUACUGUGUCCUACAGAAACCAAGAGAGAGGCUCACAUUUCAUCCAAAACAUUGUGGAAAUAUUUAAUCAGGAUGCCCACCAGGACGACAUCGAGGAGCUCUUCAGAAAGGUCAUUAAGAAGUUUAAGAUGUUGCAUCCUUGUCAGAUGCCAUGCAAGGAAAGAGCAACAUUAUCUAAGAGAUUCUACCUCUUCCCUGGCUUGUAGGACACAGGAACCACAACUUCUGACUUCAUUGACAUGAGUUAUGCGCCUCUUUAUUGUCAUCUCAGGAAUUCAUGUUUAGAGAAAACAAUGAUUUUGCACAUUCAUAUAAUCCUUGAUUGAAAGUAAACAGAUUUAGCUUGUCAUCCAGCUUGAAACUUGACUUAUAAAAAGAAUAUUUUACAAAUAAAGUUAAAAACAGUUGAUUAAAGGAUGGGCAAACUAAUGAGCUAGUUCUGUUAUACUUAAGUAAUGUUCUCCAUGUUAAACUAUACUAUUUUCCUACAAUUUAUUUGAAAAGAAAAAAGAGGAUUCCCGUAUUGAAAUAUAAUGACCAUCAAAUCAAGAAAAUGAAUGUGGAUGUACUUUACUGUGAACAUGAUGUAUUAAAUCUUUAUUCAUUUUAUUUACUGCUUUGUUCAGUUUGUUUAGAUUAUAAAUACAUUCUGAACCGUUCACAUGCCAUUACAUGAUUUAAUGUUGACCUGUUAGUUUGCUAGAUCUGAUGGCUUAGAUAUCAUUUCUUGUAACCACUCAGCUGUAAAGGUUUGAUUUCCUGUAAUGUGAAACUGAAACCAGCAACAACUGUGAUCCCUGAAAAACAUGUCUGUUGCAGUAAAGCCUGGAGGUGUGUGUUAUAUGUCUUUGAAAUCACACAGAUGGAAUGAGGCUUUGAUGCAGUAUGCUACAAUUUAAUAAAAAAUCUCAAAUAUACCAUGCACCUGAAUAAGAGUUUGUCUAAACUCACUAAACAGUUGCUGGUAUUAUGGUAUUUUGUAAAACAGCCAUGUUUUUAGUUUAAUUUCGUUAUUUAUUUAUUUUUAUUUUCAUUCAUUUUUGUUUAAACGGACAGUAAUUCUCAAUGUUGUAGCCUACGUUAUAUUCCAUGUGCAGGUGUUUCCGUUUUAA
Molecule: messenger RNA, 2830 nt
Organism: Carassius gibelio (silver crucian carp)
Lineage: Eukaryota; Metazoa; Chordata; Actinopteri; Cypriniformes; Cyprinidae
Product: caspase a
Exons: 11
Coding region: 515-1924 (469 amino acids)
Biological process (GO): proteolysis
Molecular function (GO): cysteine-type endopeptidase activity
Source: RefSeq, a predicted model, not a curated record